CAAUUCAGUACUGUCUUUGUUUAUUGGCAAAGCGUGGUCGACCAAUGGUUGUUCGUCGUUUUGUUAUGUUUGUAGUUUCACGUGUUUUAGGUUUAAAGUAGCUCUCAGACAUAUGCUAAAAUGUUGAGACGAGAGGCUCGAUUACGGAGAGAGUACCUCUACAGGAAGGCCCAAGAAGACAAACUGCGAACAAUUGAGGAGAAAAAACAGAAGCUGAAACGUGCACUUGAUGAAAACAGGCUUAUUCCUACAGAGAUCAGGCGGGAAGCACUUGAGUUACAGAAGCUAGUUGAAUUUGAUGAUGAAGGUGCAGAAGGGGUGCAGAGCCAUGUGGAUGAUGAAUAUAAAUGGGCUGGAGUUGAGGAUCCCAAGAUCAUGAUCACUACUUCAAGAGACCCUAGUUCCAGGCUGAAGAUGUUUGCCAAGGAAGUAAAGCUAGUGUUCCCAAAUGCACAUCGUAUGAAUCGAGGGAAACAUGAAGUUGGAGCACUAGUAAGGGCGUGCAAAGCCAAUGACGUCACAGACCUUAUCAUUCUGCAUGAGCACAGAGGAAUGCCAGAUGCACUGAUUAUCUGCCAUCUUCCAUUUGGCCCCACUGCCUAUUUUACCCUGUUUAAUGUUGUGAUGAGACAUGAUAUUCCCGAUAUUGGUACUAUGUCUGAAGCCUAUCCUCACCUUAUAUUCCACAACUUCACCUCACGGCUGGGUCAGAGGGUCACCAGCAUAUUGAAGUACUUGUUCCCUGUACCCAAAGAUGAUAGCAGACGGGUGAUAACCUUUGCCAAUCAAGAUGAUUUUAUUUCAUUCAGGCAUCAUGUGUACAGGAAACUGGAUCACAAAAACAUUGAACUUAAUGAAGUUGGACCCAGAUUUGAGAUGAAAUUGUACAUGAUCAAACUUGGAACCCUGGAGAAUGAAAACACUGCUGAUGUAGAGUGGCGUCUACAUCCAUAUACACACACUGCCAAGAAAAAGAAAUACCUCAGCACAGAGUGAAUGUGGUUCACUGCUUUUAUUGUUUUAACACAGUGGUUGUAGACUUGACAUAUGCAAAACUCACAAAAGAUGAACCUGUGUUUUUGCAUGGUCUUUGACUUAAAAAGCUGGCACAGGAGUUGCUUUGUUAGGACCAUGGGAAUGAGGCAUCUUGACUUAAAUUUUUUUUUCAGGACUUGAAUUCUUAGAAACAUGUACUUUGGUUGUCAUGUGAAGCAUCUAAUAUGUUUGCAGUGCAAACAGUGUCAGUAUGCUUUAUUUCGGUUUAUUUCAGUUCACAUUUGUACAGUUUUGUCCCAGCUAGCUUCUGAUUCUGGUCUGUCAGUUCUGUAUCAACAGAGCAUAUUGCUGAUCCUUCAGAGACUGGUUUAGUAACUAUAAUGUCAUCCUGCAAACUAAGCUUUAUCGUCAGUGGUUUGAAGAACCAUGAGUGUGUGGCCUUAUGCAAGUCCUAAGGGCAUGAAACAUUUCCUUUUCAUCAUCACGAGCCAGCUACUUAUUAAACCCCCCUUUUUUGGUUAAAAGCCAUACAUAUUCCAAACUGAAUUCAAUCCCCUUCCAGAAAGGAUGAGCAGAUUUUUCUUCAACACUCAAAUCUACAGGUAAAUAGCCUUAUUUCCCAAACAAAAGUUGCUGUCAUCUUAGCAGAAAUCCAUCUUCCUACAGGAGGUGGCAUAUUCAAAUUCUUAUCUCAGUGUGGAUUCUCUUUAAGACUGAAAUGCUGUUUGUAGCAGAAUGUAAAAAUGUUCAUAGUUCAGUUUGCCUGCAGCUUAACACUUCCGGUUGUGGUACACAAGCAGACUCUGUUGUGCAUUAGGAUUAUGGACUUUUUAAACUUGUGAUGUAGUUGAAGUAAGUACACAGUUCUAACCAUGACAUACAUGAAAAAUUACAUCUCUGUACUAUUGAUUUUUGAAUGAAAAGGAUAGCUGUUGUGCUUUUUGUACUGUUAUUAAACACACUACUUUUUGUAGUUUUA
Molecule: messenger RNA, 1975 nt
Organism: Protopterus annectens (West African lungfish)
Lineage: Eukaryota; Metazoa; Chordata; Ceratodontiformes; Protopteridae
Gene: IMP4
Product: IMP U3 small nucleolar ribonucleoprotein 4
Exons: 9
Coding region: 121-996 (291 amino acids)
Biological process (GO): rRNA processing
Cellular component (GO): nucleolus; Mpp10 complex; small-subunit processome
Molecular function (GO): snoRNA binding; rRNA primary transcript binding
Source: RefSeq, a predicted model, not a curated record